CGGAUUUUUUUUAAUGGCUGCAACACAGCAUUCUUAAGCAUUCAGUCGUUCACUGUGUACCGACUUUUUCAACGAGUUAAAAUAAAAUUUCAGCAAUCACAACAAACACACAAAAUUGACAAGCCUAAUUCUAAUCGCAGUAAACGUGCGCUCCAAUACGAAAUCAAAUUUUUCGGUCGCAAACAACAACAACAUCGAAAUAAAUCCAAUACAUCGUUUAUACACCAGCAGUGUAAACUGAAUUAUUACGAUACAAAACGGUAAAAAAAAAUCCAAUCCAAGAAAAAUGUCGAAAAGUGAUGCCACCGAAGAAGAAUUCUCAGUCGAAAAAGUACUGAACCGACGCGUUCGUAAUGGCAAAGUUGAAUACUACCUUAAAUGGAAAGGGUACAGUUCGGAUGACAACACAUGGGAACCAGAGGAGAAUUUGGAUUGCCCAGACUUAAUUUCAGCGUUCGAAGAGAACCGCACCAAAAAAGAAUCGGAAAAACGUAAUGGCUCGAUUACCGCAGGUAAAGAUGACAAAAAGCGAAAAGGUUCGAGUCCGAUACCGACAGACAAAUCGCAAUCAGCGAAGAAGAAAACGCCCGAAGAAAAGAAGGUGACUGGUUUCGAUCGUGGCUUAGAGCCGGAAAAAAUUCUAGGUGCUACUGAUAGCAGCGGUCAAUUGAUGUUCCUCAUGAAGUGGAAGGACACCGAUGAGGCGGAUUUGGUCCCAUCGACGCAAGCCAAUUUGAAAUGCCCGCAAAUCGUCAUCAAGUUUUACGAGGAAAGAUUGACCUGGCAUCAAAGUUCAUCGGAUGCGGCUGACGCCUAAAUUCAUCGCCAAACAUCCGCCACCACCGAAACCUUUUGAAUAAGCCGAAAAACAACCAUUGUUUAACACACACACGAACAAACACACCGCUAAAAAUGAAGUGCAGCGGUACAAUCGAUAUUCCCACUUCUUUCUCAUUUCAAAAUAUGCAUUUCGACGAAACAGAAAAACGAAAACAAACUCAAUUGUUUUAAAACAUUUUUUUUUAUUAAGCAAAACAAACAAACAAACAAAAGAAAGAAAUGCAAUGUUUCAGCUAAAGAAUAAAACGACAGGCUCAGCCAUAGCGCGCUCGCAAAAAAAACAUCAUCAAAACAAACAAAAAAAUUUGACAAUUUUCAACAUUUAUCUCAAAUUUUUACAAAAUUCUUUUUUUCUCUGAUUAAAUUACAAUUUUUUUUGUUCCGACAAAGGAAAAACGAAUGUGAAAAUAAAAAUGAAAGCUAAACAAAUGAAAAAAAAAACAGCACUUCCAAAACAAAACAAAACAAAAAUCUUAUUGAAAGAACAUUCAACACAUUUUUUUUAUUGAAGUAACUUUUCCGUUUGCUUCAUAUAAAUUUCCUUUUUCUUAAAGCGUUCUUUCCACACUUUUGGUUGGCAAAUUAAACAUGUAGACUAAAUUUAAGAUGAAAUAAAGCGAUUAUAAGUGAAAAAUACCAGAAUAAACACA
Molecule: messenger RNA, 1490 nt
Organism: Sitodiplosis mosellana (orange wheat blossom midge)
Lineage: Eukaryota; Metazoa; Arthropoda; Insecta; Diptera; Cecidomyiidae
Product: chromobox protein homolog 1-like
Exons: 5
Coding region: 287-817 (176 amino acids)
Biological process (GO): negative regulation of transcription by RNA polymerase II; chromatin organization
Cellular component (GO): pericentric heterochromatin; nucleus
Molecular function (GO): chromatin binding
Source: RefSeq, a predicted model, not a curated record